AUGACGAAUUGCGGUGGCUCACCAUGGGAAGAUCUUCCUGAGGAGAUCCUGGAAGCAAUCGGAAGCCGCAUCGACCACCCAAUCAACAUUCUCAACUUCCGCUCCGUCUGCCGUUCUUGGCGCUCCGCCGUCCGUACCCCUGACUUCCACCAUCCAAUUCCGCCCAUUGAAGUCCGACUACCUUACCCCGGCGACGUCGACGGCGUCCUCGUUCCCUCCAUUAUGUGCUUCGUGGAGUUUCACCCUCCUCCGAUCCCCAAUGGCGAUUCUACCUUCGCCGUCGCCGGCGGUUGGCCGGUCAAAAUCGAAGAAGCAAGCCACGGCAAGCUACAGCUUGUGGACCCGAUUUCCAACCUCAAGCUCCGCUACACUCCAACCCAAUUGAGCUUGGCCGGCUUCCGCGACGUCCAAUUGAGCUCCUCAUUCCGCCUCACAUAUCGGGAUGGAUUCACAGCCUUCGAGGUGAAUAAAUUCGUCGUCUUUCCCCACUCUGCAAAUCCCCUGCCUCAACAGCAGAGUGUCACCAUCAUAGCCAUUUUCCAUAAAGGCAGAAUAGGGUAUUGGAGAAACGGGGAAGAGGAUUGGACUCCGUUAGACGACAGGAUUUUCGAUUACGACGACAUAAUUAUCCACCGAGGUCGGUAUCACGUCGUCGACAGAUUUGGGAAACUGUUUGUGAUCGAUUCGUCCCUGAAAUUCGUGGAACCCUGCUCAGCGCCGCAGCCCCCCGACGGCGGCGGCUCCGGCCAGAAGAAUCUGGUGGAGUCCGGGGGAGAUUUGUAUUUGGUGGAUAGAUAUUUGGAUGGGAGGAGGAGGAAUUGGAAGGAUGUGGAGGAUGCCAUUGCCAGCAGCUUUCACCCAAUCCGCCGCUUUGUGGGUACGGGGAGAGACAGGGGAUGGAACCCUAGAGCGGUGGAUUUCAGGGUGUACAAAUUGGAUAAGGAGAUGGGGGAAUGGGUUGAAGUGAAUUCGUUGGGCGGUGAUGAUACGGUGUUUGUGCUGACGCCGGGGUGUUGUUUCCGAUGA
Messenger RNA from Linum tenue, 1026 nucleotides. Lineage: Eukaryota; Viridiplantae; Streptophyta; Magnoliopsida; Malpighiales; Linaceae. The record is from the annotation of a GenBank genome assembly.